Molecule: messenger RNA, 1511 nt
Organism: Cylicocyclus nassatus
Lineage: Eukaryota; Metazoa; Nematoda; Chromadorea; Rhabditida; Strongylidae
Source: the annotation of a GenBank genome assembly
AUGCUGAUGAGGUUCCUGUCCUUUGCUGUGGUAGCUGUACUAAUGGCUAGAGUGUUUGCUUCCGAUGAUGAGGAGCGGCUGAUGAUGGACGUGUUUCGCGGUUAUAACAAUCUGAUUCAGCCAGUAAAGAACCUUAGCGACGUUCCCAUUAUAGUGAAAAUUGCGCUGCAAUUGGUGCUUCUUAUCAAUGUGGACGAGAAGGAUCAAGUGAUGCAUACAAAUGUUUGGUUAACACUGAAAUGGCACGAUUUUCAAAUGCGAUGGGAUCCAGUCAACUACGGUGAAAUCAAUCAGAUUCGUGUCUCGCCGGAUAAAGUUUGGCUACCGGACAUCGUGCUCUUCAAUAAUGCCGAUGGAAACUACGAAGUGUCGUUCAUGUGUAAUGUGGUCAUAAACAACCUCGGUGAUAUGCUUUGGGUGCCGCCAGCAAUUUACAAGAGCUCAUGUAUUAUUGACGUAGAGUUCUUCCCUUUCGAUGAACAAGUAUGCACGCUGGUCUUUGGAUCAUGGACGUAUAACGAGAACGAAAUCAAACUCGAAUUCGAACAAGCUGAAUGGGUAGAUCUCUCCGAGUACUCAGCCUCUUCGAUCUGGGAUGUAAUGGAUGCACCAGCAUCGUUAGUAAACAAGAGAAGUAGGAUAGAAUUUCAAGUUAGGAUACGCCGGAAAACACUAUUUUACACUGUUGUACUUAUCAUACCUACGGUUCUUAUGGCCUUUUUGAGUAUGGCGGUCUUCUUCCUGCCCACUGAUUCAGGAGAGAAAAUGACACUGACCAUUUCCGUUUUGCUGUCUAUUGUUGUGUUCUUGUUACUAGUGUCGAAGAUUUUGCCUCCUACAUCCAGCACGAUCCCACUUAUGGCAAAAUAUCUCCUGCUUACAUUCGUGCUCAACGUGAUUACAAUUUUGGUUACUGUAAUUAUCAUAAAUGUGUACUUUCGUGGACCAACUACUCACAAUAUGCCAAAAUGGGUUCGGAAAGUUUUCUUGGAGUUUAUGCCUCGUGCACUGUGCAUGCAAAGACCCAAAUCUUACACAAGAAAAGUUGUAAAGAAGCAGGAUCACAACACCGCGCAGUUACCUGGAGUGGGACAGUUCACCUUAAAUCCUUCGGCACAUCAUCCGUUUUGUCCGAGUGCGGAUGAAAGCAAUGCUUCACCGAAAACGCUCAACACCAAUGAUCUGACUUGUCAUCCGGCCACCACACACUUUUAUCCACUCUCUCCUGACGCCCUUAGGGCCAUUGAUGCAAUCGAGUACAUAACGGAUCAUCUGCGACGAGAUGACGAAUACAAAAUGUACCGUGAUGACUGGAAAUAUGUUGCUAUGAUAAUCGACAGACUGCUACUCUAUGUCUUUUUUGGGAUUACUGUAGGCGGCACAUGCGGAAUUCUGUUUAGCGCACCGUCAGUAUUUCAAGUUGUCGACCAACGAGAAGUGCUGGACAAGCUCAUCAAUCUCUACAAAACCGGCGGUAAUCCCGCUUAAUCGCCAAGCAAAUUGCGUACGGG